Messenger RNA from Durusdinium trenchii, 243 nucleotides. Lineage: Eukaryota; Dinophyceae; Suessiales; Symbiodiniaceae. The record is from the annotation of a GenBank genome assembly.
AUGGCGGGAAAACCACCAGAUUGGGCCGCGGCGGCCUGUCUCGAAAACUUUCGUCAGUACCGGGAGAUGGCCACACGGGAGGUGGAGCGAGUUCGAAGAAAUCUCAAUGGAUUGUCUGAUGAUGACAAGGCUUCGCUGAUCAGGAAGCCGGAGGAGCAGGUGAAGGCAAUCGAGGAGGCUGUGAAGGCUACGCUGACGUUGCUGGAGAAGCUGGAAGAGCUCAUGAAGAAGGCGGCCGCGUGA